CUGUUCGUACUUUAUCUGAGCUGGUUGUUAUCUCUCGGAAAACAUUUUUCCAGUACGUCCGCGCUUUUUACUCCUUUUGAACAGCAACAUGAAAAAAAGACUUGAGGAACCUGGAUUGGUAUGAAGACAAAGAAUACAGCUGCAGCUUUUAGUGUACACUGGCCGGUUUCAGUCUUGAUGUAAAUUCACAGGCUUUCAACUUGUAUGGACCUUGACAAGCAAAUGGAUACGUAAGGGAGCGAUGCAAUGCGGCUGUCCAUUCGACGGGGAACCAUGCUGCUGCUGUGUGUGUUUGGACUGUACAUUGCUGGAAAGGCACUGUACAAGGUGUUCAUGUGUCAGAGCAGGUUGGCCCGUAGCCGCAAGGUGUCCGUCCUGGUUAAGGGCAGCAACCAGACUCGGUUCCGUUAUAGCCAUCUAUCACCCAUGGUGUUUGUGGGUGGGGUUCCCCGCUCCGGGACCACUCUGAUGCGGGCCAUGCUGGAUGCCCACCCGCUCAUCCGCUGUGGGGAGGAGACUCGGGUCAUCCCCAGGCUUCUAGGACUGCGUCAGGGCUGGAAGAGGCAUGGGGAGGAGCGCCAGAUCCUGGAGGAUGAGGGAGUCACUCAGGAGACACUGGAUGCUGCCACCAUAGCCUUCCUGCUGGAGAUAAUCGCUCGCCAUGGAGAACCAGCACCAAUGCUCUGCAAUAAAGAUCCAUUCACACUUAAGAGCUCCAUCUACCUCUCUGAUAUCUUUCCCAACUCAAAAUUUAUUCUCAUGCUGAGAGAUGGACGGGCUUCAGUGCACUCCAUGAUCUCCAGACGGGUGACCAUUGGUGGCUUCGACAUCUCCAGCUACAGGGACUGCCUUACCAAGUGGAGCCAUGCAAUAGAGGCCAUGCUAUUUCAGUGCACACUGGUAGGGCCUAAUCGCUGCCUGACCAUUCGCUAUGAAAGUCUGGUACUGCAGCCAAGGACCACAAUGGUGAAAGUGCUGCGGUUCCUGGGUGUGCCAUGGCAUGAAGGAGUGCUUCACCAUGAAUUAGCCAUUGGGCAGCCUGGAGGAGUUUCCCUAUCUCGAACUGAGCGUUCCACUGAUCAGGUCAUCAAACCGGUCAACCUGGAGGCAUUAACUCGCUGGGUAGGCCAUAUUCCAGCAGAUGUCCUAGAAGAUAUGGAGAACAUUGCUCCGAUGCUAAGCAGGCUGGGCUACGACCCUGGUGCCAACCCCCCAGAUUACGGCCAACCAGAUCCUGAAGUGAUCAAUAAUACAGAAAAGGUACUGAGGGGAGAGUUCAAACUUCCAGCAAAUCUGAAAAGACCAUCACAUGAGAGCAUGUCAAAAGCAUCACGCCCGAGAGGAUGAAAAUGGCAGAGUUACAAAUGCAUCCAGCUCACAUGCAAUAUGCAUGCAGGUUCGACUGGAGGUUUAAACUUCUUGCAUGGUGGAUGUGAUCUAUUAACGUCACUCCCUAGACACGCCUGUUUUAAGAAUGACUGUGGCAGGCUAAGGAACUUAGGAUGCAAAAGUUUAAAUACCCAAGGAUAUAAAGAGGCAAGAGGAGUUGGAAAAAUAUGACUUCAGGUGGGCUCAGAUCAUCUGGCCUAUGGCAAACAUGGUUUUGUACAACAGAAUAAACCAUCACCAACAAUAAAGAAUAAAAGGACAAAUAAAAGGGACAAAUAAAUUGACAAACAACAUAUGCUGUGUAUGUAUGCUCUGAGGAUUACAAAAAGGUUAAAAAACAAACAAACAAAAAGAACUGAAGCCAAAUUGGGUAUACAAGUGUUGCUCAUCAUUGAUGCUUACAUUCAAUUAAAUUAUUCUUUAUUUAUGCUGUAUGCUGCAAAAAGUAGUAAGUUACAAAUGGUGUAAUUGUGCCACACAGCAAUGAUUUAUGCAUCUUUUAAUGAAUAAAUAGUUUCUAAAUAUAUAGGCUUUUGAAUAAUUUUCCGUGGGGAAGUAUUAACAUGACAAUGAUAGUUAAAUUUAACAUGUACAUGCAUAAACAUGCCUGAUAAACGUGUCACCUCACCCAACAGAGUGAUUAUCAAGAGGCUGCUCAGACUAUAGUUGACUUUGCCCAGUGUAUUUUUGUAGUGGGAAUACAUAGGUUUGCAUCAUGCAUUUGUGUCAAAGAGUUGCUGGUUAACGUCUUCUGAUGUGGUUUGCUGCAGUGAAGUGCACUUUGUGUGGAGAGUGUUGUGCAUUCUAUCUGUGUGAUAGAAUGGCAGCAGAAAGGUGACAUUUAAUGUAUGUGGUAGUAGCAGGUGUGAGUAGUGUUGGGCCAACAGGAAAACAACAGGAAACCCAUGCAUAUGUGAAAAUACUACAACAGGAACUCAUCUGUCAAGGUAGCAAUUACCUGCAGUGUUAUGGGAAAAGGUUGUGUUAUUUUACCUUUUUGCAACCAAACAUAACUUACUGUACUUUGUUUAAAUACAAAUCAAAUUACAAUACAAAUUACUUUCAGUGGGUGCUCAUGAUCUCAGGCAUAACUAAAAAGACCAUUAGCUAAACAUCAGCUAAACACCUCUUCAGUAACCAGUCAUUUUACUAAAAUCAAAAACCUUUCAGCCUGUUGGCAAAGCUACAGCAUGAUCAGUGAUGAAAAUGGCAUCUAAU
Molecule: messenger RNA, 2607 nt
Organism: Colossoma macropomum (tambaqui)
Lineage: Eukaryota; Metazoa; Chordata; Actinopteri; Characiformes; Serrasalmidae
Gene: tpst2
Product: tyrosylprotein sulfotransferase 2
Exons: 6
Coding region: 247-1347 (366 amino acids)
Biological process (GO): peptidyl-tyrosine sulfation
Cellular component (GO): Golgi apparatus
Molecular function (GO): protein-tyrosine sulfotransferase activity
Source: RefSeq, a predicted model, not a curated record